AUGAGUGUGUUCAAGAUCUGGCGUGUGCUGUGUGCGCUCAGCUACGUGGGUGCAUCCUUGAGUGCGAAUCCGGUUGAGUAUGAAGGGAACUACUCAGACGACUGUGACAACGAUAUCUCUCAGGAUCAGCAGGAGGGGGAGUCUCCAACUACACCAUGCCAGGCUGCAGAUGUCUCUCGCUGGGACAAGCUUUUCAUCGCUCUGGAGGAUUCCCACAUGAGGCAGAACAUGCUGUUAGAAUCUCUGGAGCAAUGCUGUGGAGGAAUGGGCUCUCUCAGGACACAGAUGGACAAACUGGUGAGGGGGACAUGCCAGCAGUGUCUACCCAGCAUGGAGUCGGCGUGCCAAAGGCAAACAGAGCAGGCAAGUGUCAGGCUGCAGCAGGGCUUGGUGGAGUUUAGGGGAGAGGCAGCAGAGAGGGAGAGGAGGUUAAACUCUACCCUGCAGAUGCUCCUUCACAACAAUCAUGAGGUGAAUGCCCGGCUGAAGAGACUGGAGGAAGGUAGCGUUUACAGAGUGGCACCAUCUGCAGCGGCAGACAGCUUUCUCGGGAUGAGACACCAACCAACACCAAGACCUGGAGGUUUGCGGAUAGCUUUUGGCAUGGGGAUGAAGCCAUUCCCAUCUGGCCUGAAGGAGCAGGAAGUGACAUCACCACUGGACAUGGCCACAAUUGAAAGGGCCCUGGUUGCUAUGGCAACAGAGCUUCAGAAGGUACACCUGCAGCUGAGCAGUGUGAUAGAGCAGGCAGGGAUUCCGAGGAAGGACAGAGGAGACACAUGA
This is a messenger RNA of Scomber japonicus (chub mackerel), 783 nucleotides long. RefSeq lists its product as uncharacterized. NCBI's taxonomy places the organism in Eukaryota, Metazoa, Chordata, Actinopteri, Scombriformes, Scombridae. The transcript is spliced from 2 exons. The record is from RefSeq and is a predicted model, not a curated record. Gene Ontology annotation, molecular function: complement component C1q complex binding. Gene Ontology annotation, biological process: innate immune response. The coding region runs from base 1 to 783 and encodes 260 amino acids.